Paramisgurnus dabryanus is the source of this 3311-nucleotide messenger RNA. RefSeq names its product Wolfram syndrome 1a (wolframin) (gene wfs1a). Gene Ontology annotation, molecular function: protein binding. Gene Ontology annotation, biological process: endoplasmic reticulum unfolded protein response; calcium ion homeostasis. Gene Ontology annotation, cellular component: endoplasmic reticulum; endoplasmic reticulum membrane. NCBI's taxonomy places the organism in Eukaryota, Metazoa, Chordata, Actinopteri, Cypriniformes, Cobitidae. The record is from RefSeq and is a predicted model, not a curated record.
GUGAGUACAACUUGGAUUCCUUGGGCUCUUGUUUCCCAUGGUUGUUAUGAGUGGAGUGGACGUUUCAAACAUUUAUUUUUACUGCGGCACGCCAUAUACCCUAUGUUUGAAGACCGACUUUUUAUUCUGCAUAAAUGAGUGAGAUGGAUGCUGGCGGCAAACCACCAUCUUCCCUGGAGACUCCCAGGAAGAAUAGUGGAACCCAUAAACAUCUCAACCCUCCUGUUUUCUCAAGCGAAUCCAUUCCAGGCACUGAGCCUUCUGGGACGGCUGUUUCCCCCACAUCUAGUUCUGACAGCCCAGACAGACUACUUAAAUCCAGCCCUUGUUUACCUCAAGAUACCACAUUAAAAUCUAAUGUGAAACCCCCAAGUGUUCCAUCUAAAUCAACUGAGAACCCCAAAACAGCUCAUUUGUCAUCUGCAAACUCAUCAGCAUCCCCACCGUCAAAAUUACCUUCUCCUAAUGACACAUCCAUUCCCAGUAACACAGUUACUCCUGACCCAGCCUCAUCUAUGGCUCCUUCCGAGGAUUCACCGCCCACCACAGCACCUGCGACAGGCUCUGGUAAAAUCCCCCAUCAACUAAGCUUUUUGGCUGCAGCCAAGAAGGUAAUAAUGGAGGUGAAAAUAAGAAAAGCUAAAGAGGAGGACAACACUGAAGAAUUUGAUGAUACUGAUGUGGAUCUGUCUUUUGAAGAGUUAAUGGAAAAAGCUGAGGCUGGAGACCCCAAAGCACAGAGUGGACUUGGUAAAUACUACCUUAAACUGGCAGAGGAAAAUGACCCAGAGGCCAAUAAUCGUACAGCUGUCGAAUGGCUAGUGAAGGCAUCUAAACAAGGUCGGAGGGAUGCGGCAAAACUACUGCAGAAGUGUUGGAUGCACCAGAAGGGCAUCACAGCAGAGAAUGCACAGGAAGUUAGAAGUCUGUCAUCUGAGAGUAAACUUGAACUCGCUGUGAGGCGGGCAGCCAUGAUGAUGUACUGGAAACUUAAUCCUGAUAGGAAGAAGAAAGUAGCCAUGUCUGAGAUGCUGGAGAAUGUCAGACAGGUCAAUGCUGUGCCAGGUGAGACUUCUGUAUGUGGUGCAACACCUAGCGUACAAACUCAGAGGAAAAUCCUGGAGACUAUGGUGUCUAAUGAAUCUGGCUCCGAGUAUGUGGAUAUGGAAGGUUUUGUGGAGAUGACCAAAAAGUUCACAGAAAGCAUGGUGCGCACUUCCACCCGGAGCACCUCGGGCGUUGAUGUCGACAUGGAGGAAAAUGCUUUGCCGAAAAGUCCUUGUGACGCAGCCACUUUUGACAGGGGAGAAAACGAAGUAGCGCGGAUCACCCCUAAGCGUCAGCAGAAAUCCAGUUGGGGAAUAGGCGGCAGCGACAUGAUGCUUGCAACCAGGCACAGUGGCGCAAUGAAGAGAGCCAUGGAUAUCAAAGCUCAACUCUUGGUUUUGCAGUAUCCUUUCCAUGCCAUUUUUGCGAUGAAAGAACACUUAAUUGACUGGGCAUCCCGUGCUGGCGUCCAGUGGCUGAGCACCAUUAUCCCAACGCAACAUGUCAACGCCCUUAUCUUCUUCUUCAUCAUCUCCAAUCUAACCACUGAUCUGUUCGCCUUCGCCAUCCCGCUUAUCAUCUUCUACCUCUCGUUUAUCUCCAUGGUCAUCUGCACGCUAAGAGUCUUCAAGAGCAGCAAAGGUUGGGAGAACUUCCGUGCCCUGACCGCCCUCCUCGUAAAAUUUGAGCCAAGCCUGGAUGUGGAGCAAGCGGAGACCAACUUUGGCUGGAACAACAUGGAGCAGUACCUCUAUUUUAUGAUAUCCGUGUUCUUUGUAAUCUUCACCUUCCCAGUAGCAGAUAAACAUUGGAUCCCAUGCUCGGAGCUUUUCACGGUGGCCAUCUUCUUCACAGCGCUGAGCUACAUGAGCCUGAGCCCAUCUGUUGCAGAAUAUGCACGGAGAGCAUUGUGUAUUGAGGUGGCAUCAUCUCUUUGUGCCUUAACCAGCAGGUUGCCCAAAGAUAUGAAGAUGGCCAGGAUGCUAGGGCGGACGUUUACAACCUUUGCUGUAGGAGAAUCGUUGGUGCUGGAACUCAGUGUACCUUGUGUGCUUUACAUCUACUUGUUGUACCUGUUCUUCAGUAUGGCACGUGUGAGGGGAUUCAAAGGUACGUACUGUUUCCUUGUGCCGUACCUGGUCUGCUUCGUGUGGUGCGAGUUCUCUGUGGUUCUGCUCCAAAACUCCACCACCAUCGGUCUGAUCCGUACCUGUGUGGCUUACUUCCUCUUCCUGUUUGCCUUGCCUGUCCUGGCUAUGGGCCUGGCAGCAAUGCUGUUGAUUCAGCUGAUUAAAUGGUUUGUGGAACUGGAGUUAACCAAAAUGCUGGUGACCCUUGCCGUGUGCGCUGUGCCUGUAACCCUUAGGCUUUGGACGCGAUUCAGCCUUUCCAUUCUCACUGUCUUCCGCACCAUCACUCAUAGAGGUCCUGUGAAACUCAUUCUGUUGUGCAUCACUACAGUGAUUUUACUUAGCGGCGUCUACAUCUACAAUGUUGAAGGUCAGAAGGUUUACAACUCCACACUCACCUGGCAGCAGUACGGUACGCUGUGCGGCCCACGUGCCUGGCAAGAUCGCGGCAUGGCUCAAACGCAGCUCUUUUGUGGCCAUUUAGAAGGUCACCGUGUUACCUGGAAAGGAAUAUUUCGACACGUGCGUGUAGCCGAGACAGAAAACGGAGCUCAAUCUGUUAUAAACAUCCUACCCGUGUUCAUGGGAGACUGGCUGCGGUGUCUCUACGGUGAGGUUUACCCAAAAUGCGAACCGAAUAACAAUACAUUUCAGGUUGUGAAUGUAACAGAAGGUGUCUUGGUGCCUGUCAACACCACCCUCCUGUUUCUCCAGCAGGAAGAAGAGGAACUCUGUCGGAUAAAAGCCUUUGCUAAACAUCACUGCCAUGUAAAACGUUUUGACAGUUACCGCUUUGAGGUGACCGUAGGCAGGCCGGUGGAUGGGGUCACAGAACUCGACGAUCCAGCAGGCGACAUCUUCCUGAUGGCGAGUCAUGAGUUCAGACAGGUGCUCCUGAAUAUUGACCCGGGUAGCCUGGUUGAAUUUAGCACAAAGCUUGAGGGAAAGUUGGGUACAAAGCUACCUGCUUUUGAACUGAAAGCUAUACACUGUUUGGACUGCAGUUCAUCACUCGUGCCUGAGGGACGACAAGUCAAAAUCGAGCGCAACUGGAGAAAGACAACGCUUAAAUCUAUCAAAUUUGCAUUUGACUUUUUCUUUGCUCCGUUCCUUCAAGCUAGGGUCAGUGGGUGA